This is a messenger RNA of Cloeon dipterum, 1045 nucleotides long. RefSeq lists its product as uncharacterized. The coding region runs from base 196 to 987 and encodes 263 amino acids. The record is from RefSeq and is a predicted model, not a curated record. The transcript is spliced from 4 exons. Gene Ontology annotation, molecular function: protein binding. Lineage: Eukaryota; Metazoa; Arthropoda; Insecta; Ephemeroptera; Baetidae.
AGGUCAAUAACAAACAAACCACCAGAAGAGGCGCAUAAUGUGUAUCUUUUGACCGAUGAGAUUCAAUCGACCGUAUUGAACAACUUAGCAAUGGUACUUUGCUUUGAAUUAUGUCGCUAGAACUGCUGUAAUAUUCUCUCACAGUCAGCAUAAAUAGAUUUGAAAUUCAGAGUGCUCAAUCAUAAGGCCUCAGACAUGAGUUCAGCAUCUCUGGAAACUGAUUGGGAGGGAUGGUGCGGCAACCUGAUGAUCACCAAGAAGAUCGUGAUGAAAGGCCCUUGGGGUGACAGUGCGAUGCCGCUGGGCGCCGAGUGCUGUAUUCGUGUCAGCGACUCGCAAGGGUUUCUUGAAGAUGGCUCGACAACCCUGACCACAGGAGAGGCAGACACCGCAGAGUUGCGGGCGCUUGAGAAAGUGCUGAUGACUAUGACAAUGGGAGAAAAGAGCCAAAUAAUAUUGUUCAUCGAUGGGGUGGAAAGGGGGAGGGCGACUGUUGAGCUCAAGGAGUUGAUAAACGCCGGACCUGUGUACAAAUGGACAGAGGAAAAAAUCCUAGAGAUGGCAGCCGGUUUGAAAGAAAAAGCAGUGGAUCUGUUCAAGGUUGGAAGGACAGAGGACUCUUUUUAUCUGUUUUCCAAAGCUCAUUCAAUCCUGGUCAUUGGAGAGGCGAAAGACAGCGAUGAGCUGAAAGCUACGUUAUGCUCUAACAUGGCAGCUUGUCAACUUAAGAAGAAAAAUGUCGAAAAUGCCAGAGACCUCUCACUCAUGGCUUUGGAGUUAAGUCCAGAAAUGCCGAAGGCACUCUACAGAUUAGCUGACUCUUCCAUUCAGUUAAAGGAAUAUGAAGUAGCAGAAUCCAGUUUGAAAAGCCUACUGAAAAUUGAGCCAAGUAAUAAGGACGCGCUCAAACUAUUAGCAGCGCUGAAAGACUUGACAAAGGAAUCGGAUUCACAAUAUAAGGAUAUGGUCCAAAAAAUGUUUUCGUGAUGUAAUUUAUGAUAAUUAUAUAUUUCUAAUAUAAAUAAAAGAUUGUGAAUUUUUUCAA